This is a messenger RNA of Trichobilharzia szidati, 6815 nucleotides long. NCBI's taxonomy places the organism in Eukaryota, Metazoa, Platyhelminthes, Trematoda, Strigeidida, Schistosomatidae. The record is from the annotation of a GenBank genome assembly.
AUGCCUUAUGGUCUGUCCAUUUUCCAAUGUAUACCAUAUUCGUAUGCCUUACAAUAGAAAAAUUUCACGCCCCAGUAUUGAUGUCAGAAUCUUCUGUUUUUGUGGUUAUUUUACACCAGUUAGAGAUUCCAGUGGAACUAUCUUGAUUAUUUCAGCAUAUCCCUCCUUAGCACUGUUCAUGUAAAAUUAACAGUGUGUGUGUAUUUAUCUGCAUACAUAUGAGUGUGCGAUUCAAUUGACCGUUCAAUACCUGUUUAAUAAAUGAUAAUAAUGGUAAUGAUAUCAACAGCAAUACUCAUCCGUUUAAAAUUAUAAGCAGUAAAUAUGUACAGGAAUUAUCUUUACCAACAUGUCAUAAAUUCAUUUCAGAAAGGAAUAUAUCAUGUUGCUUAUAAUUGUGGAGAAAUAAAUUGAUUUUCACCUGUAAGAUAUGAUAAUGUAAUAAGAAGUGAUGACGUCGCCUAGAGACUAUUUUAUUAUUCACCAUGAUGUCCACUGGCGUCUUCUUAAUACCUUCAGCUCGGUACUAAUAAUGUUAGUAAUUAAAUUUACUAUCACAAAUGUAUAUCAUCUAGUAGUGCUAGUAUCAUCUUUUAUCAAAAAUACUGUUAUGUUUGUACUCGGAAAACAAUGACGUCUUUCAAUUGUUUCAAAAUCCGAGAUGUAGACAACUUUAUCACAGAGCCUAUAAAGGCAAAUGAUUCAAGUGGAAUUAUACACCAGGCGACAGAAAUUACCGACCUACAACAUAAUGAAAGUAAUCAAUCAAUGAAUUCUACAAGUAUGGUAACCACCGCCACCACCAUAACAACAACACUAUAACAACUACAGCUAAUUGUCAAAACAACCAGUCGAAUUUAAAGAUGGGUAUGCCAAACAAUUAUGCAUCGUAUUCACGUGGAACUCAUCAUCUCAUGCGGUGUAAACCACAUUUUCGUCAGGCCAGCUUUUCAUCUUCUGCUUUUGGGACUUGUAUGCCGAAUAAUAAACGUGAAAACAGUAACAGUACUAGUAGUAGUAGUAGCAAUAAUAAUAAUAACAACAAAGAAAAAGUGUCAACUAUAUCUUCUGCUGGUGCACAGUUUAGUCGUAACUGUUUCGGACACUAUCCUAAUCGUUUACGUAAACACUUGGAAACAAAUGUGACAAGAAGUGAUACAUCCUCAUCGUCUGGAUGUUUUCCAGUAGUACAAUCUAAUGCUGAAGUAAUUUAUGCUACCAGUGGGUCUAUAAAUGGUGGUAGUGGUGGUCUAGUUCGUAGUCAAUCAGAUUCUACGUGUUUAUCAUUGAAAGCGAUAACAGGAGAUGGAAAUUGUGUUGAUAUUGGAAAAGAUCAACAGGCUGGAAAACAAAUCAAUAUUGUCCAUGACAGUACUAAUAAUAAAAGCAAUAGUAAUCGUGUUAAUUCUUUAUCAGAUGAGUCAGCACAGAGUUCUAAUGUAUCAUCAUGGGAGAUGAAUAAUAGUAAUUCAUUGAAUGAAAGUAAUUUAAUUGAUAAGUAUAAUUUGGAAAUAAAUAAUAAUAAGUGUACAUCAUCACUGCUGCCAUCAUUAUUAAACUCCUUAUCACCAACAUCUUCAGUGCAUGUGAAAUACAAUAAGCUAAAUAGAACAGAAGAAGUAGGCAGAGAAACAGAAGACUAUGAAAAUGACAGACAGAAUCAAAAUGAUAUGCUGGCUAGUUUCAUGCGAAAUUCUACUACUGGAUCUACACCAAGCACCGGAUUUUCACCUGAUCCAUGUAAUUAUUAUAGUCCAUCAAUUAGACUGUCAGAAUCUGCUUAUCCACAACAGCAAAAGGUGAAACUGAAAAGUUUAACUACACCUAAUAGUCUUUCGACUCCAACAACGCCUAGUCGAAGCUACCAGCUUAUCUGUCGUAAUGGAGUACAAAGUUAUACUUUAGUAACCGAAAAGCGUACAGGAUCUUCUGCAUCACCAGAAAACAUAGAUUUUGUUGAUCAUAGUUCAGAAAGUUCUACUUGCCUUCAUGAUCCACGAUCCCCUAACUGCUGUCCAUCAUCUAAUAUUGCCAAUUCUGAUAACAUCAGAUUGGUUAAUGAUGGACAGUCUGUUUAUACAGAUCAUUUAAUUAAUCAACACCACCGUGAUACUGUGACACCUGGUUAUCUUACAAAAUCCUAUGAAAGUACAAAUUAUUCAGGUUUAGAAAACUCCAAUUAUCCUACUGAUACUCAUAUCCAGUCACUUCAUCAGUAUCAUGCUAGUGUUCAAAGUGAUAAUGCUAUUAAUCCACCAUGUUCGGUGAUUUCUACAUCUAAAGUCAGUUCUACGCAUCCAUUCCAGUUGGAUGAAAUCGGUACAUCAAGCGUUAUCAAUGCUUCUCAUUCUAGUCGAUGUCCUCCAUUCUAUUCUGAUUCAUUUGAUAUAUCCAAUAGUAAUAAUACUACUACUAAUAAUAAUAAAACAUUUGGACUGCAUUCCGAAAAUAUUGAUAGAUACUGUCAAGUUAACCAGUCAUCGACAACAGACAAACCCACUGCCCCACUACCAUCUCGUAAGCAAAGACCAUUAUCUCCAUCUUCACCAGUUGCUUCUAUUACCACUGGAAUUACAACUCCGGCGUCUAUUAUUAACAUGCAUCAACAUCAUACAAAUAUAAAUUCAGUUGAUCACCAUCACCAACAACAGCAACAACUUUUUACUCCCAAAUUACCGCAUCAUACCAACAUUCCACAUGGUAAUCCCAGUAUGAAAUCAUUAACACCAGCUCAUGCACACUGUCAGGAAGUAUAUCAAUAUCAGAAUACCAAUAAGUCAACUAGUGGAUGGUCAUCUUCCUCAGGUGGUGGUGGUAGUAGUGCAGGUGGAGGCGGCGGAGGUCGUACCACAACAUCCAACAAUAAUGAUCAUAAUAAAUCGGAUUAUUAUCCAGCUACUAAUUCAGAUCAGUUUAUUGUUGGAACUAGUGGAGAUGGAAUUAUAAAUUAUUACAGUAAUAACUAUAUUCAUAAAACCAAUGUUUCUAGCACUAUUGCUACCACUACUACUAACAAUAUUGUCAGUAGUAUAGGCUUUGUGAAUUAUAAUAACUCUGGUGGUAGUAGUGAUUUGUCAAUACCAAAUAGUCCACAUCGUAGCCCUCGCAAUAUCAAUACUCAAAAUCCAGUAGGACAAAAUACUACUGAACAACCUGUCUUUCAUGCUGCUGUGUGUGCUACACCAACUGGUGCGGGGUUACAAGCUUCUGUAUCCGUCCAUUGUUCUUCAAAUCUUCUGUUGAAAUCAUCGUCAACUUCUGUGCCGUCUACUACGACUACAACAACUAUUUAUUCAGGAAAUGCGGAUCCAACACUUUUAAACAAAAUGCCUUUAACUUCUUCACGAAUUGUUAAUAAUCCAUGUGCUGCACCACCAGGGAAUCAAAAGUAUUCGAAUCUAUCUUCUCAUCCGCCACCUCCUCCUCUUCCACAACAUCAUCUUCAAAACCAGCAACAACAACAACAACAAGAGAAGACAGUUGAAGUAAUGAUUGAUGAUCCAGCAAAUGAGAUGACAAUCAGUGAACUACGUUCAAUAGCUGAACGUCAACGUCAACAGCUAGCUAGACAAGCUCAACAAUUACAAGCUAGAGAAGAACGUCGUGCAUGGUUACGUUCAUUGAAUUCACAACGUACAGCACUCAAUAAAUGUGCUGAAAAUGAAAAGGCCUCUAAUAAUAAACCAUCAGAUUUAAGUCAAGAACAAGAGAUUCGGCUACACAAAUUACGUGGUUUUCGUGGUCAAACAGAACAAGUUCGUUUGAGUAAUGAAAAUCUAGUAAAAGAAAUUGAUCGAUUAGCCUCAUUAUUAUCCAACAAAGAACGUGAUCUACAAGUAUGCCGACAAAGAGCAGAUGAAGCUGAACGCAUGCUAACUUUAAUUAGCCAAUGGCAUAAUGUCAUUGCAAGUGCACGUCGGCAGACAGUCAGUCAAACAGGAACAACACCUGGCACUAAUGAAACCUCUUCUUCUUCUUCCCCUCCGCUUAACCUACCAUUUAUGCAACCACCUUUCUUUACUGAAUUGGAUAAAAAACGUUGGCAUGAUGGACUUGUUGAAGCUGAUCGUUUAGAUAGACAAUUUGCUGUAGUUUUUGGACGUAAACCACCAAUACAAACAUGGUCUUCUAGUCAAAGUAAUAUAAACUUUAGUGGUACACAGAUAUUGGAUAAAAAAUCAACUUCAUCAUCAUCAGCAGUAGCAUCAUCAUCAACAUCAUUGCCAUCAGUUUCUGUUACAUCUGUUCCACCUCCAUCCUAUUCAUCAUGUCAUCAAGCAUAUUCUAAAUCUAGAUUAAUCGAUCAAAGCCUAAAUGUCCACGAUGGUCGUUCUGUUCCUGGUGCACAACCUCCACAUAUUCCCAUUUGUCAAUCGACUCCUAUUGUAUCGAGAACAACAAACACUGUCAUGUCAACGACGACAACUACAACAGCAAACACUUCAUUCAGUUCAUUGCUUACACGAGCUAGUAGUCCGCCUACAUCCAGUCGUCGGACAUGUUUGCGUACAUUUAUGCAGUUACAUCCCGGUUUCAAUGUUUGGAGCCCGAAUACAACGACUACCAGUAAUAAUAUAAGUCAAGAUAAUAUGAUGUCCCCUGCACCAAUUCAUCCAUUGCCUAUACCACGUAUUAAAGCUCCACCAAGAUAUGCAUCACGUGCUGUAAUCAACGAUACAUACAUGCGUCGUAUUUGCCGUGAUAGUGUUGAGAAAUACAAACGUACAGCUAGUGAGAUAUACUUAGCCAGUGUAAAUAAAUUAGGUGUAAAGUCACCACCGCUACCUCUACAGCAAUCAUCAACACCGAUGGCACCAUCUUUAGUGUCAUCUGAAUGGUCAAAUAGCUCAGUCGUUUCCGACAAUCAGCAAACAUCUCCCAUGACAACAACAACAACAACAGGGAAUGACCGAACCGUGAAGAAAAUUGAACCGGUGAAUAGAACAUCGCAAGAUAUGCGUGAUAUACACCAACGAGAUUCAUCUUACACCUCUCAUCCUCAGUAUGUCACCAAAACUAGUGAUAUCACUGCUGUUACUAAUGAUAAUAUUAACAACAAUAAAAUUCCUGAUUAUUCUGCUCAGAAAGUUCAGUCUUCAGUUCACUCAACUACUACUGAAGUACCUUUAUCCUCGUCUCCGUCUGCAUCUUCAUCAUCGUCUUUAGAAUUAAUCGGUAUAGAUAUACAACCAGAUGAUGAACAGAAAUUAUCUCUAUCACCUACUGAGCUUGAUUCACCUGAAGAUGAUCAAAAGCAACAGAAUUCUGGUGAUGUAGACAGUGGUCUAGGCGGUUCUGAUCAUACUAUCAAGUCAGAACACCACCACCAACAACAACAACCACAAGUCAAGAAGUCAUCAUCCACCUUACAGUUAAGCUCAUUAGUCACAAAAUCCGAAACGAAAUUAGUAAAUUCUACUACUAUUUCCAGUAAUGCCGAGAUUCAACGUGGUGAAACAAAAAUGAAAGAGGUUUCUCCUAGAACUGUAGUGUAUGUGGAUGAAGGACAUGGUACAGACGCUAGUACACUCAACACGUCUGAAAAACAACAAAUUAAACCUAUUCUGCGUAAAUCAAAAUUAUUCCAAUCACCACUUACAUCGAAACAAAGUCCAAGUUUAGACGGUGUAACAGAAACAACCCAGUCAUUGUCAUCUUCACCGUGUCAAUCGAAUUCUGUACGAUUUCAUCCAUUAGCUUUAUUGUUAGACGCUGCUUUAGAAGGUGAUUUAGAGUUAGUGAAAAAAGCAGCUUCUGAGGUUGUCGAUGUUUCUGAGUCAAACGACGAAGGUAUCACAGCAUUGCAUAAUGCUGUGUGUGCUGGUCGUGUGGAUGUAGCUGAAUUCCUUGUGCUUACAGCUGGAGCUGAUGUUAAUGCUGGUGACACAGAUGGUUGGACACCAUUGCAUUGUGCUGCAUCCUGCGGGAACUUACCCUUAGCUAAACUUUUAGUGGAACAUGGUGCUUCUUUGCAUGCUCGUACUUUAUCUGAUCAAGAAACGCCUUUAGAGAAGUGUGAUCAAGGUGAUGAAGAAGCUGAAUGUGAAGAAUACUUAUACUUUCAACAUGAACGUCUUGGUUCUGCUUCAUCUGGUCGAGUAUAUGCACUAUUUCCUCGUGGUAUAGAAGCAGCUGGACCUGGUUCUAUAGAUGCACAUUUAGAAGCUGAUGAGUUACCAAUGAAACCGAAUGAAGUAUUAACUAUUAUAAAUCGUGAACCACCUGGUGAAAUAGAAUGGAUGUUGGCUGAAAAUUCUGAAGGUCAAAGAGGUUUAGUCCCGCGAUCACACAUAUCAUGUUAUCCUUUAGUACGUAUCCCACCGGCUAGUUUACCAAUUAUGGAAAUGCCUAAGAAUAAUUUUACAACGAAAUCAAUAAUUUGGAGUGAAUAUGACGAUGAGGAUGAUGAUGAUGAUGACUGCGAAGACGAUGGUGAAGGCGAAGGUGGUGGUGGUGGUGGUGAGGCAGAUGCAAAAGGUGAUCAUUAUCAGGCUAUGGAUUAUAAAGGCUGUGAUGAUAAUCAGUCAUUACUUGGAGGAGAAUCAAAACUACAAUUUAUUUCAUCUGAUGAUAAUUUUGUUAGUGAUAAUGUUAACAAUAAUAAUAAUAAUAAUAACAACAAAGAUCGUGGUUAUACACAUGUUUCAGUGGAAAUCAAUGAUGUUUCUACAGCUAAAUCACAAUCAUUGUCAUCAUCACUAAAUGAAGUUAAACAAUGCAUUUCUCGUCCAUCUAUUAAUUUCACUGGACUUAAAACUGACGAUCGUCAGUCAUCAGAUGAAUGUAAUUCAGUUGAAGCGUUUCUAGUCUUGUGA